Trichobilharzia regenti is the source of this 3522-nucleotide messenger RNA. Lineage: Eukaryota; Metazoa; Platyhelminthes; Trematoda; Strigeidida; Schistosomatidae. The record is from the annotation of a GenBank genome assembly.
AUAAUGUCUAUCCGCUUUUAUUAUUGCUAUUUCAAAGCCCGCUUCAGUAACGUAAGGCACGUAUUAGCCGCAACGUUUACGCAAAGGAAAAUCUACCAAUCACAGCGUGCAUAAGUGACCUUGAAGUGCUCAGCCUCUGCAUAAGCCAUUUGUGCCGCUAUCCUAUCUCGUAGGUGCUAUCGGGUUCUGUUUUGUGUGGUUGUGUUUGCGUCGUUUGCCAGCAUAUGUGAUGACUAUAAAUGUAAAUUUUUACUAUUCUAACGCUUUGAUUUUCUUUAUUUGUGCAUGUACUAGGCCUGGUUUGUCCAACACUCCGUUGUUUGGCCUAUCGGUUGCUUGCGAUGUCAACGAACCGUUCGUUGCAGGUAGUCAAUUCGAGUGAAAGGAGAGCAGACGUAAGUGGAAUUUUCGGUGAAGUAAUACUUGGAAGGCGUUUCUUCAGCUGGGACGAAUUUGAGAAGUCGUUAGCAGAAUUUCAAAAAUUGUCCUGCACUCACUAUGUUCAUACCAACAGCAAAAAAAUACCGGAUGACAGAUUUAAGUACGCUUACGUUGGUUUUAAAUGCAGUUUUGGAGUGAAUCGUACAGGACCUGGGUUGAAAUUGAAAAACAAGCCGUCUAAGUGUUGCAAUUGUACGUCUUCAUUUCGCGUGGUAUUGCGUUUUAGUGAAUACAUAAUUGCUUCCCACAAGAUGGUACAUAAUCAUCCAUGCAGCAGGGUGUACAUGCAGCAUGACCCCUGGUUUAGACGACUAACGGUGGAAGAGAAAGAAAACGUGGAACUACUCCUUCAGCAAUCCCAUUCAUCCGAUGAAAUAAUAAUGCAUGUUAAGGAGAAGUUCCAGAAGGAUAUAACUCGUACCGACGUUAAAAAUAUGAAAGCCGCAGUUAAUAAAGUCCCCUACAGAUUUAUUUUGCUUCCAUGGUACGUGCACAACAAAUGGUUGCUGAUUACUCACUCGUGUACACUUAGUAAAACUGAUGACUGGCCACAUUCUUCUGGAUAUCAAUAGCGAGAAUGUUUUCCAACGAUAGAUCAUAAGAAAGACGUACACAUAGUGUACUACAAAUGCAAUGAGUUAAGUUGUUUCUAGUCAAUAAGAUGAAUAUUAAAGUAGAAAGUUGGUUGAAGGUGAGUUUAUUGGCAGAGUGGUUUAUAAUGGUGAGACAGUUGUCACUUUCAAUGCAAUAUUUAAAGGUAUUUCAGAAGUUUCUCAAGGAAAAACUAGCGCAAACUGCUACUUUAUGAAUUCACUACAUAUUUCCUCUAAGAUUUUCAAUUCAUUAUCUCUUUAGACAAUGUUAUUCUUUACUUCUUAUUGAUAGGUGUUCCGAAAAUUAUCAGUGGGGACUAAUAAUUCAGUAUAUGAUGGUAUCUUGCUAAUAAAAGCCAACUAAAACCUACAGAAUAUACUGGUGUAACAACAGAAGACAAGGGCCAGGCAACAGAUCGUUUUAUUAUGAAAAUCAACACGUAUUUAUACAUAUUUCACAUACAUUAUUAUAGUUUAUGCAAGUAGACAAGCGCAGUUAUCUGAUUGGUUGUUUAUCAGAAGUUAGGCAGACAAACGCAGGCUUCUGAUUGGUUGUUUCGGGAUUCCUCGACAAAUAGAGUUCUCUAUCUGCGAAUCAUAUUUUGCCAAGUUAACUUUGCUGUGAUUGGUUGUUGAAUCAGCCCUGCUCAUAUUCUCUCACGGCCUGCUCUCACCACACUGGGACUACUAAACUAAUGUCGCUAUUCAUUGAGUGUGUAUACAAGUAAUAGCAAACACAAAUAUACCUCGUUUUCAUUUCCACCUACUUGGAUAGGUAGAAUGGAGGUGGACAAUUACGAUUUGAAUAUUCUCCGGUAGUUGGUUUCAUACGAUUUCAUAUUAUGUGUUAAGAGGAAUGGUGUAACCGUAUUAAAUGUUACUUUUGGUGCUGUUUUAUGGGAGUUUCAGCAAAUUUUUUUUACACAGUUGGAAUAUCUGUCGUGAUAUUCCCUUUUAAUAUAUGUUUAAAACUUGGACACUGUGGUAGGAAGUAAUUCCAUAUUAGUUUAUUUAUUAGAUGUAUCACACAAUGAAACAGUAUUAUUGACUGGAUGAAUUUUCGAACACAAUUUAUUGUUCAUAAUCAUAAUACUUAUAACCACACAACUUCGAAACUUGAGUUUUAUAGUUUUCUUUGUUCCCUCCUAUUUGUCGUCGUUGUGGUAGUAGAAUUUUCCAGAUAUCUGGGACAGGUGUUGAAUUAUUCCUUUUAAACGUAUUUGCAGUUGAUUCGAUAAACAAAGCUUCCGUUAUCAAUCUCUCCCUCCACCCUGUAUGGUUCUAUGUAAUUGCAUGUAGUGCUACCUACGACUGAACUGUUCUCUAGAUUUUUUAACUUAUUCGGAUCAACUAAUCUAGAUUUUGCUAGGUUUUUGUGCUCGGCUAAUCUGACUGACCUUGUUCUACUAGUUUGAUCUAUGUAUUUGACCUGACAAUCAUUCCAGUAGUGUGGGAGAUAAACUAAAUUGUUUUGUCUUAUUGGUUCCACAUGAUCCUUUAGCCGACAAAGCUUGUUUCUAAUUGAGUUUGUUGGUGGUUUGAAUGCCAGCCACUUUUAUUCCUGCCUUGUUAAAAAUUCUGCGUAAGGUUUUCAAGGUCCCUUCUUUGCAUGGAAUUACUACUGGUGAUUUAGAUUCCUUAUUGUUUGUGUCAUCUUGCGCAUGUUUGACAUGCAUGUCGUCGUGAUAUUCCCUGUUCUGGGAAACGUAAACAUCCUAUUUAUUCUUUAAACACAUAAAAUAAAAAGUGACUUACAAUAAUUGAUUUGACAUCGUUUUCUUUGAAAUCUAAAUUUGUUUUGUCACUACUUUUAGCUCGAUAUAAUUCCAGAAAAUUCUGAUAGAGUGAUAUUGCUUGUUUUGCAAGAUCAUUAGAUUUACGUGCAUAGUGAUUGGCAUUUUGAUCAUUUUUUUGUACAAGCUAUCGGAGAGUAGACGAAAUUAUUUAUAUAAUACUCAAAGGGCAAAUUAGAGGUGAAUAACUCGUAAAAUGACCUUUCUCAAAUUUAAAAAAACCCACUGUCUCUUGCAGUAUAAAAUACAGCUUCGGGUAAGAUGUAUGAACACACAGAUUCAGCCCACUUACAAUGUUUCAAGCAGACGAAAGAAACAAAACACAAUAAUGAAGUAUCCCAUAACCCUGGCAAACUAGACUAUAUUCAAGUAUUGAUGUGGUGAGAGCUGUCUGCAAGAUUGUAAACAACAGUCUACGUCUAUGUUUACGUCCCGAAUCGAGGUCAUGAGAAAACACAAGAACAAAGCUUAACCUUGAGGAACUUAGCAACCAAUCACAGCAAACUUCACUUUUGCAAAUACGAUUCGCAGAUAUAUAGAUAACAAUGUAAGCAACGGUCACAAACAGUAAAGAAUAACCUUCAACAAGAAAAACCAAUUAGAAGAUGUUGCUUCUCCACUAAAAUAACGAAUAAUAAUGUACAUAAAAAUCUGUAUUUCUUGGUUUUUUCAAUAAACGAUCUGUUGCCUGGCCC